This is a messenger RNA of Phytophthora nicotianae INRA-310, 108 nucleotides long. RefSeq lists its product as hypothetical. Bases 1 to 108 code for a protein of 35 amino acids. The transcript has a single exon. NCBI's taxonomy places the organism in Eukaryota, Oomycota, Peronosporomycetes, Peronosporales, Peronosporaceae. The record is from RefSeq and is a predicted model, not a curated record.
AUGGCCAACUCAGCCAGUUCGUACAUCCGAAUCGGACGAUCCGAUGUACUACAUCGCUGCAUCAUGGCACAGUACGAACCGGCUUGUGAGACAGCCUUCCUCAGAUAG